AUGUCUUCAGGGCCCGAAGGAAGUCCCUCCAGCGCCGCGCGAAGAGGUCGACCACGACGCCAGUACAAGUGCGCGCACUGCUCGAAAGCCUUCAAGCGCAGCGAGCACUGCAUUCGUCACGAGAGAACCCAUACGCACGAGAAGCCUUACGUGUGUCGAUACUGUCACAAGUCAUACGCGAGGAAGGACCUUGUUACGAGACACGAGCGCACUCUGCAUGCGAAGGAGCAAGCAAAAGAAAAGAUUGGAGAUGUGGUGACAGUAGCAUGCGCGCCACUGGCGCAAGCAACAGUGUUCUCUCCGUCGAAAGGCGAUGACUACAUGAACAUAGACCAAGAGGAAGACGAAAGAUCCGGCCAGGAAUCUCCAGACUCACAGUCGCCAGACGAUGGCGUCGCUUCUUCCACAACAUCACCAUGUUCCAGUCAACGGCGCCGAGCCAACUCACGACGGAAGUCAUACUCUCGGCAAGCAGCCGAUCCCGACAUCGAACUUGAACGAAUGUUGAUGUCGUUUCAGCCAUUAACUGACCAAUCCUUCGAGACGCGCAGGGAUCCAAGUACUCUUAACCGAGCCACCGAAAGUCGUCCCGCAGACAUUUUCCAGCAUGAUGCUCAACAGGAAGGAAACUUGCUGCAGCUUCAGUACUUCCACGACGUCGAUCCAGUUGAAGAGUUGCCACCGCUAGACCCAGCGUUAUUCAUGAACAUGGAUCUUCCCUUUGAAAGUAUUGCCAUGGAGAUGCCAAGUGAAUAUCCAGCAGAAAACGGGCUUGAGACUGGCGCUUUACGAGAACAACCCCCUCGUCAACCACAAAAUCCACCGGAGAAGAGCGGUGCUGCUGAUCCAUCCACGGAAAACGACGAGCUAUUUUCACCGAGAACACUGGCCCAUCUCGGCAUGGGCGCAUUUGACCUCUCGCCCAUACCAGGUGACACCGCGGAGCAGAGAGAUGAUCGAAGACGAAUUCCACGCCAUCCCAAUACUGAAGACCCUUCAAGCGGAGCCCCCCCUGGAUGGGCUAGCUGCCAAAUACCCUCGGCUAGCAGCGAUCUCCCUUCUCUACUCGAAGACGGGCGUCAACAAUAUCCGACCGUGACCUUUGACGAAGAGACGUGUGCGUAUCUUCGCAAAGACAUGUCUUCGCGGCUGAGAAUAGCAGCUGGAGACUUCCAACUGCCCACUGCCAAAACGUUGCAGGGCUUCCUAUCUGCUUACAUGACGAGUUUUCAUAGCCACUUUCCGAUCAUUCAUAUGCAAACUUUUGAUUUGGCACACACUCCGGGCCCCUUGGUGCUUUCCAUCUGUUCCAUCGGCGCUCUCUAUCGCCUAGACCGACGUCGGGCGCGUCAUCUUUAUGACUUGUCAAUCCGCAGUGUGGAACAGGUGCCUCAACCAACCAAGGACGAUUCCAAAUCCAUGGUAAAGGACUACUUCCUUUGGUUUGUGCAAGCGAAAAUUCUUCUUAGCUUUUACGCAGUCAUGAGCGGGGAGAAGGAUCUCGUUGACGCAACGAUGAAGGACAAUGGCUUCUACACCUUGGUUUAUAACAAAGCUCGAACUGCGGUAGAAAACACUGAAACAGAACCAUCCGAGAUGACGUGGCACACGUGGAUAGAGCUAGAGUCGUGGAAGCGCGCGCUGGGGGGCAUCUUCAUAGAGAGUACCCUCACUAUGGUGAUCUACGACGUCAAUCCUGGAUUUCAUGCGACCCAAGAUCUGGAUAUCGAAGCGUAUCAAGAUGAAAAGAUGUGGAACGCGAGGUCACCUGCAGAGUGGCGAGAGCUUCGGACAGCUGCCUCGAAAAGCUCGCCAUACAGUCGACGACACACAAUCAAAGAUGUACUUGUUGACAUUCUACUUGAAGGAAGGUAUCAUGCCGACACGGUACCGUACCGCGUGUCGACCUUUACUGCCCUCGUCUUGACCCAUGCGGUCGUCGUUCACAUGUGGCAGAGAUUACAAGUCUGCCAGGCCCUCGCUUCAACAUGUCCGAUUGCAAGGAAUGAUAUUGGUGAUGAACAAGACCCUCUGAGAGCUUCGCUCCUCAACGGUGCUAUGCAGUCGUUGGCUCGGUGCGAUGCUUUUCUCCAAGGCGUCAGGAGCGAGUUACGACAACCACGUCCAGAAGAAGACGAGAAGGACAAAGAAAUCUCGCUUGUAUUCAACUGCCAGGCAGUCUUGCGCAUAGCCUACACAAAGCUGUCGAAAAUAUCCACCACUCCCUGUCGAAUCAGCUUGUUGAGCCUUGAGGAUAGGGACGUAGGGUCAUGCGUGUCAUCAUUCAUUAUGGGCAGGAUGGAACGAAGCUCCCACAUUCUCAAGAUGGUUUCGAAGGCCUUCGAAGGCAUGGUUGUUCCAGUCAAGAUGGGGCAUCUUCUGGUCCGGAAGACUGCCGCUUUUCGAUGGAGUGUUGAGCAUGCUGUGGCAGGGUGGACGGGUGCUCUUCUAGUAUCAAAAUGGGCUCAGUCCAUAGAACAGGACAAGAUAGCCGGGAUGCAGCCAAUUCAGAGCGAGCUGGAGCUAUUAGCCUUGAUCAGAGAGACUCUAGAUGAGGCCGAGUGCGAUAUCGGGGAGGGCACGACUCUUGCUGCCGGAAUCGCCAGGACGUGGGGCUGGUUUCUGUCAGACGUCUGGGUGUGGGGCAUUACGCCACGGAUGGGAGGAAUACUGAGCCAACUGGCCGAUGCGUAUCAAGACGCGUAUGAUGCCAGCUGCCGUAAACCUACCGGCGUGACGUACAACGCGGAAAAGACGGGUGGAAGUUUACAACAAAUCUCUUUGUUGCAAAACGUAUCCGAUGGAAUGGCAGUUGCCCUUAAAGAUCUGGAGUCGAAAGCACGGGGGGAGGUCCAAGUCUCCGCUCUCAGAGGCGGCGAGUUCACCCUCCCCAAGCGGUUCUUCGUUGCGGGGGUGUCUGAGGACGAGACCUCGCUUGUGCCAUCACUCUCUUUCCUCAUCUCGCAGAAUUCAUUCGAAGGGGGUCAUCGACGCAUUCUUUACGAUCUGGGCUUGAGACGGGAUAUUGGUCGCUAUUCUACGCCGAUACAAAACCACACAAAGAAUCGUCAGCCGAUGACCUUAUUACCGGACGUCCGACAGAGCCUGAUCGAUGGAGGUCUUGAUGUGGCAGCUAUCGACGAAGUUAUACUCAGCCACGUCCACUGGGACCAUAUUGGAACUCCUUCCGACUUUCCCAAUGCUCGCUUUCGACCACUAAGCCUAGGAUUUAUUGGCCUUGGGGCUAUGGGUUUGCCCAUGGCCUCCAAUCUCGUCGCCAAGGUGGCGAAGGGUUCUCAAACAUACGUCUACGAUAUCUCAGAGACCUCCAUGAAGAAACUCAUCGAUCAGGCAAAGAAUGCGGAUAUCACAGGGUGCAAGUCUCCGAGAGAAGUUUCACAAAAGGCUGACAUAGUUUUCACAAUGCUUCCAGAGGGCAGCCAUGUGAAAACCGUCUACUUGGACCCAGACACCGGGAUAUUGGGUCCUGAGCUGAAGUCCCGCUUGCUCAUCGAUUGCUCAACUAUCGACACGGAGACGUCCCAGCUGGUAUCAAACACUAUCAAAUCCCACUUUCCAUCCACAUUCUUCUGCGAUGCACCUGUAUCUGGCGGCACCCUCGGUGCGGAAGCCGCUACAUUGACUCUGAUGACUGGUUGCUCCGAAAAAAAUCCGAACUGGCCAGAAAUUCGCGACUUACUGGGUCUCAUGGGCAAGAAUAUCAUUGCAUGUGGCGGCCCAGGCUUGGGUCUUACGGCAAAGCUUUGCAACAACUACUGCUCGGCGCUCAUUUCACUUGCAACAUCCGAAGCCAUGAACAUCGGGAUGAGAGCGGGCAUCGAUCCUCGACUCCUCGCGCGCGUGUUCUCCAACAGUACUGCACAAAGCACGAUCUGCGACAAGUGGAAUCCUGUGCCUGGCAUCUGUCCAAAUGCCCCAGCAAGUCACGGGUAUCAAGGCGGCUUCAAGAUUCAGUUGAUGGCAAAAGACUUUGGCUUAGCUGUGUCUAUGGCGGAUAAGGUUGACGCAAAGUUGAUUCUUGGUGCUGUUGGCCUCAGAGCCUACAAGGAGGCGAGUCAAGAUUCCAAAUGUCGCGAUCUUGACUCUCGCGUGCUUUACAGAUACAUUGGAGGCAACGAGGAGUGGCAAGUUGAUUGA
This is a messenger RNA of Colletotrichum abscissum, 4158 nucleotides long. RefSeq names its product 3-hydroxyisobutyrate dehydrogenase. Lineage: Eukaryota; Fungi; Ascomycota; Sordariomycetes; Glomerellales; Glomerellaceae. The record is from RefSeq and is a predicted model, not a curated record. Gene Ontology annotation, biological process: L-valine catabolic process; DNA-templated transcription. The transcript is spliced from 8 exons. Bases 1 to 4158 code for a protein of 1385 amino acids. Gene Ontology annotation, molecular function: DNA binding; NADP binding; NAD binding. Gene Ontology annotation, cellular component: mitochondrion.